UCAAAGUUUUGACAACGCAAUUGAUCAAGAAAUUCGAGGAAAAGUGUUCAAAUCCCAUAAUAUAAAAAAGAUUGUUUAUUAUCUUUACAAACUUACCGUGAACUUAUAUAUUAUUUCAUUUCAAAUUAAUAACAUUUUAAAUCAAAGUGUGGCCAUCGCCGACUGAUUAACCUAAAAAAGCAAAAAUAAAAUGUAGAAAUACUCAAGAGAGCAGAAGAUCGUCACAGUGAGCAAAAUGCAACAGUUCUGCUUUUCAAGUGAUAUUUAAACAUUGUGUCGAAGAAUUAAAAUAAUAAUAACUUUAACAAAUAUUUACAAAUAAUUUUUAAUUGUUUUAUUUAUAUUGUAUAUUGUAUCGUGUGUAUCGUGUAUAUUGUGUAUAUUAGUUUUUGCUAUACUAUUUCUAUUCGAAUAAUUUAAUUAUUGUGUAAUGAGCAAAAUAUAGUUCAACAUGAAUGGAUGGAUCCUCCAAUGAGAUUCUGGAAAUUUAAGAAUUUUUGAAGCGAAUUUAUGUAAUUCAUAAAAACUUAUUUCUGUAAAAUUAUACACACAUAUUUUUUCGGCGUGAAGUGCAAUAAGAGUUAUUCUACGCAAAAAUGGUGGUGCAUACUGUAAGUUUCGGUAGCGUUGCUGAGCUAAUACAAACUUCCUUGAAUGCGUAUUUGCUUUGAUCGGCUGUGCUUCACAACAAAGAAGCCAGCUAGUACAGAUAACGAAAAACCAUCAACCAAUCCAUCAAAUACUGACUACAAAUAUUAUAAUGAAUCCUUUCAUGAGGAAAUAGUAACUUCUAAACCAUCGUCCCGAUCUUCCGCAUCACCCAGUAAAGUAAAUGAUAAUUGUAUUUUAAGUAAUAAUUCGUCUCAAAGCACAAAUACAAGCACUAAAGAUUUGACUGCAAUAGUACGGGAUUUAAAUGAUACGAGCAUAAAUCCGACUGAAGUUCCAGUAACGAGCACCAAAGAUUGGCUGUCAGUAAAAACGUUAGCAGAACCUACUACACAUUCAAACAAAACUGAAGCUGAUAACGAAAAAUCAAUUACAAGCAGCAAUUUUCCAUCAGAUACAAAUAUCAAAUAUAACAAUACUAACCACAAAACUGAUAUCGACAUACUAUAUACCAAAAACAGCUCUAAGAACAAUAAAGAGAACAUAUAUCAUAUAUACAACUUAGACACAGAUACAGAAAAACUAGAAAUUAACGCAAACGAAGAGGGACAAGAGGUAAAAAAUAUUAUACCACAAAGCUUACCCCAGCUUAAAAUUAAUGACAAUACGAAGGUAGAAGGGGACACAAUGCAGCAAGAGGCGAAUGCUAACUUUCAAUUUCAGUCCGAUCUGGGACUUGUAAACAAUAAUAAUUUGCCAACAACGGUUACCGAACUUGGCUUUAAUAAUCUUAGUAAUAAUCCAGGACCAACGUCUGUUAGUAAUCUGACAUUACCUUUGCAGCCUGCAGAUGUGCUAACGCAUACACUAAUAUAUGGAACUCUACCGAACACCGCACAACAAAUAAGCGCUGACCCGAAUUUACAAGCGAGGAACAUACUUCACCAACAGGAGUUACAGCUUCAACAGCGUUACCAACAACUUCAGCAUCAAGCGCAAACACAGGGCUUAUUCGCCACCGGAUCACCUACAGUCGCACCGAUUGUAGUACCAGCGGCUUCUAAUGAACCAGCGCCACGUUUAUACAGUAAUCUUGCCAUAACUCAGACACCUGAUUAUUAUACAACACAACAAAAAUUGCUUAAUGAACAAAUGCAAGGACUGUGCAUAGCAAGUGUUGCCAAUGCCAGCCCCACUUCCUUGAGUGCAAAUAUAGCAUCGCCAAAUGAGGAACGCUGGUUGCAAAUUAUUCAGGCGAAGGAUCUUAAAAUUCAGGAAAUGCAACGUGCACUCCAAUACAAAGAUACUGAAAUAGCUGAAUUAAAAUCACAUCUUGAUAAAUUCCAAAGUGUGUUUCCAUUUAGUCGAAGUGGUUCAUCGACACCAGUGUCAACGGGAGCGACACGAAAAACUGGACAAGUCUUUCAAAGACAACGUGCACAGGGUAUAUCUGCGGAGCCACAAAGUGAAUCAUCAGUUCUUUUAGAGAAUAUUGCAUUUCCAAAAUAUGAUAAGGACGAAAGAUCUCGAGAAAUUAUCAAAUCAGCGAUUUUAGAUAAUGAUUUUAUGAAAAAUUUGGAUAUAACACAAAUACGAGAAAUAGUAGAUUGCAUGUAUCCUGUUAAAUAUGCGGCUAAAAGCUUAAUCAUUAAAGAAGGGGACGUUGGUAGCAUUGUGUAUGUUAUGGAAGAUGGUCGCGUUGAAGUGUCUCGGGAAGGCAAAUAUCUCUCUACUCUUACUGGUGCAAAAGUGCUAGGGGAACUAGCUAUAUUAUACAAUUGCCAACGUACUGCUACAAUAACAGCGAUAACUGAAUGUAAACUAUGGGCAAUCGAAAGACAAUGCUUUCAAACUAUAAUGAUGCGAACUGGAUUGAUACGUCAAGCCGAAUAUACAGAUUUCCUUAAGAGCGUGCCAAUUUUCAAAAACUUCCAAGAAGAUACACUUAUUAAAAUAUCCGAUGUACUUGAGGAGACUCAUUAUCAGCAAGGAGACUACAUUGUUCGACAAGGAGCGCGUGGAGAUACGUUCUUUAUUAUAUCAAAAGGCCAAGUACGUGUGACAAUCAAACAACCAGAUAAACAGGAGGAGAAGUUUAUACGUACUUUGGGAAAAGGCGACUUUUUUGGAGAGAAAGCGCUACAAGGGGAUGAUUUGCGUACAGCUAACAUUAUUUGCGAUUCGGCGGAUGGUGUUACAUGUUUAGUGAUCGAUCGGGAAACAUUUAAUCAAUUAAUUUCGAAUUUAGAUGAAAUAAAGAAUCGUUACGAUGAUGAAGGCACCCUCGAACGAAGAAGAAUUAAUGAGGAAUUCCGUGACGUUAAGUUAACAGAUUUGCGAAGAAUUGCUACUCUUGGUAUUGGAGGAUUUGGCCGUGUGGAAUUAGUUCAAAUUAAUUCUGAUAAUAGUCGUUCAUUUGCCCUAAAGCAAAUGAAAAAGUCUCAAAUAGUCGAAACUCGACAACAACAACAUAUAAUGUCCGAAAAAGAAAUUAUGGGUGAAGCAAAUAGCGAAUUUAUUGUAAAACUUUUCAAGACAUUUAAAGAUAAAAAAUAUUUAUAUAUGUUAAUGGAAAGUUGUCUUGGAGGUGAGCUUUGGACAAUUUUACGGGAUAAGGGAAAUUUCGAUGAUGCUACUACUAGAUUUUGUACGGCUUGUGUUGUAGAAGCAUUUGAUUAUUUACACUCCCGUAACAUAAUAUACAGGGAUCUAAAACCUGAGAAUCUGUUGCUCGAUGACAGAGGCUACGUUAAAUUGGUUGAUUUCGGUUUUGCUAAAAAAUUACAAUCCGGUCGGAAAACCUGGACAUUUUGCGGCACUCCCGAAUAUGUAGCACCCGAAGUAAUUCUCAACAGAGGCCAUGACAUAAGUGCUGAUUAUUGGUCGUUAGGAGUAUUAAUGUUUGAACUUUUAACGGGAACUCCACCAUUUACUGGAUCAGAUCCAAUGCGCACGUAUAAUAUAAUACUUAAAGGAAUUGAUGCCAUUGAAUUCCCACGUAAUAUCACUCGCAACGCUAGUAAUUUAAUAAAGAAAUUAUGUCGAGAUAACCCAGCAGAACGUUUAGGAUAUCAACGUGGCGGCAUAAGUGAGAUUCAAAAGCAUAAAUGGUUUGAUGGAUUUUAUUGGUGGGGUUUACAAAAUUGCAGGCUUGAACCACCAAUUAAGCCGACAGUGAAAAGCGUGAUAGAUACGACUAACUUCGAUGAUUAUCCACCAGAUCCUGAGGGCCCACCACCAGACGAUAUGACAGGUUGGGACAAGGAUUUCUAAAUAACAUUUAAGUUAACAUUUAAGCCAAAGAAAAUGUGAAUCCAUGCAGGCAAUCUAGACACCCUUCUAAUAUAUGUAUAUCAGGGGACUCUCUAUAAAAGCAUAGAUUUAAAUGAAAAAGUUUUCUUU
Molecule: messenger RNA, 4011 nt
Organism: Teleopsis dalmanni
Lineage: Eukaryota; Metazoa; Arthropoda; Insecta; Diptera; Diopsidae
Product: cGMP-dependent protein kinase, isozyme 2 forms cD4/T1/T3A/T3B-like
Exons: 10
Coding region: 655-3882 (1075 amino acids)
Biological process (GO): protein phosphorylation
Molecular function (GO): ATP binding; cGMP-dependent protein kinase activity
Source: RefSeq, a predicted model, not a curated record